UUCCCUCUCCUCCCUCACCCUCCCAACUUCACCCUUUCUCAUAGACGUUUUUAUCAUCGUCAGGCUCUAUCAGUAGCCGAUCGUUUUAUUACAUUUGCCCUCUACGUCGAUGACAUUAGUAACUCAAACGACAGUUCGCCUCUCCACCUCGCCCGCUCCCGCCACCACAGAAUCAGCUGUAAGCUGGAGGCAAGACUUACCGCCCCUGUGCCCUGCCAGACUGCUUUCGACACAGCGCAAGUGAGAUAAGCUGUGGCGAACCAGAGCGAGCUCAGUGGAUGGUUGACAUUUUGGUUCCGGGAGUUGUACGCGCGUUUCGUUGACAUCACCAAUAGUUCAGAGUUACAUCUCGACUUGAUUGUCUUCAAACUUAGUUUACUCUUCUCAUUUUUCUGUGUUUGCUGUUUUUUUUUCUAACGAGUACCAAAAAAAACAAAAAAACGAAAACUACUCUGGAAACCUGGCGUUUGUUUCGAUUCUUAGUUAUUUUUUGGGUUAUCGUCGUGAAGGCCAUGUUGGGAUCUUGUUAGAAGCACAGAAAACGUGUUAAUUAGUAGCUGCAACUAUAAGAGAGAAAUUAUUAUUAUUUUUAUUUUUUUGCGUAUGUGAAACGUGUUGCAUCGAAUUAGGUCGGAUUGUAAAAUUGUUUUUCACCUGGACGUGUUUUCUGUGUGUUGGACUAGCUCGACUUCUCAAGUGGGUUGUUCCGGAGAUAGGCCAAAAAGUCAUCGAUCGUAGGCGGAAAAUAAUGGCGGAGUAUGGCAUUCUAGAGGUCUUCGACAUCUAGUGUUUAUCUCGGGCCUCACACAUUGAGAGAGGAGCAGAGAUACGAUGUAGUGAGAGACAGGUAGUGUGUUGGGAGAGAAAUGCUGGAGACAGGUGACAAGACAGUCCAUACAAUGGAAGAGGAGGAAAAGCAAAGAGUCACUAAUAUGAUACGGCGCACCAAACUUCACAAGGAUUAUCUCGAUAACAAAAAGAAAGAAGAAGACGCUAAUGUUGCGGAAGAAAGUAAAACGAAAAGAGAAAGAGAAAACAAGGCUGGGGGAAUAAGUGACGAAAGUGAUAACCAAAAAUAUGAUGAAGUGAAGGAAGACGAAAAAGAAAUGAAUGAAGGGGACGAAAACUCAUUUUCUGAUAACGAAAUUGAGAACGAUCACAACGAAAAAAGUGAUGUAAGAGAAGUUGAGUGUGACGAGGAGAAGGAAAAUGAGGACGAUACGAACGGAGAUGAGAUGGACGAUGAGGAGUUAGAAGAGGGUGACGAUGAAGUGUACCACGAAGAAGAGGAGGAGGGAGAGUGUGUGGACGAGGAGGUGAGGGAGUACCGCCGUCUACGUCACCAGCAGAUCUGCGAGCAGCUGCAACGGCAGCAACAUCGGGCCCUGGAUAGGUCCAGCUCUCAAGGACGUACCUCGUCGACCAAACACCCGCCCAACAGAUACAUCAAGAAGUGUAAGAGCGCCACCUUCUCCCUGGAUGGGAUGUUGUAUACCAUAGGUGAGUAGCUCUGUGUCCUCGUGUCCCGGUAUCCAAUGGUUUUUCUGGGCAUUUCUUUCUCUAUCGUUGUAUAACUUGCAGUUAUUUUGUUGGGGGUUUUGCGGUUGUUGUUUUUGUUGUUGUUGUUGUUGUUGUUAUUGCUGUUCUUGUUGUUGUUGUUGUUGUUGUUGUUGUGCGUGUGUGGGUGGGGGGGGGGAGGGGGGAGCCUAUCCUUGCGAACUGUUUGGAGCCCCUAACGCCAGGGCCACCUCCUCUCUUGUUGUUGUUGUUGUAGUUGUUGUUGUUUUUGUUGUUGUAAUUUGAAACAUGUACGUCUCUCUAUGAUAGCAUAACGAAAUAUAUAAAGACUUCAGUGGAAUAACCACCUUGUCACAAUUUUUAAAUAAGUUGUUUUUUCUCGUUGCAUUCUAUUAAAGUCAUAUUGCCAUCUCUGCAAAUGAGACCAUAGAUACUCCAGCGAAGUCCUGUGUUAAAAAAGAUAAAAGAAAUUCUAUACGCGCCAUGAGAUACGCCUUUCUAUUAUUUGAAGUUCCAUAAUAUUCUCCACUUUCUUAAUGGGACUUACCAGGGGUUUCUUUCCCAAUGGAGUCUCCAUUUGUAUUGGUAAUCCGAUUCUUAGUGUAUGACUCUCAAGAAUCAUGCAGGUGUAUGCCUCAAAGAAAAUUUAAUGUCUUCACUCUCCGUUAUCUGCGCAAUCCUGUUUCUUAGGGCAGUUUUACUUUUAUUUUCAAUUGAGAUAUCCUUAUUUUUUUAAACAAAGGGGGCUCACGUUACCUGAGUUUGUAUCGUGCUUGACUUCAGAGCGGAACGCAGUGGUUCGAAUCCCCAAACAGGACAAUCUGAACUUGGUUUGUUUUAGGGAGUAUAUACGCCUCUCCGCCCAUAUGGUUCGAUCAGAUCUGGGCUGGACGUUGGAUUGGAAAGUCAGACCUGGCCUCGUAAGUAACACUAUAGCGCUGAAAGGGUCGUUGCAUCCACACAAUGACAAUGACAUUGGAACAAAUCAUUUCAAUUCAAGUUUGUUUUUGAUGGAUAUAAUACUACAUCUUACAAGAUUCAGUAAUAGUCAGACAUUUUCAAAGUGAAGGGAGCACACGGCGGGUGUUUGGGGGUGACCUAGGAUUUAAGGGGGGGGUGUUAGUCUGAGGUGGGUUUUUUAGAAAAUAAUUCUUCAAGGACAGGCUGUUUCAUCAUCUUACUGACUCUCUAAAUAAAAGUACUGUUCUCCAAAUAUCUACCCUACUCAAUCCCCUCCCC
Messenger RNA from Aplysia californica (California sea hare), 2757 nucleotides. Its product is annotated as myb-like protein X. The record is from RefSeq and is a predicted model, not a curated record. The coding region runs from base 867 to 1508 and encodes 213 amino acids. The transcript is spliced from 4 exons. Lineage: Eukaryota; Metazoa; Mollusca; Gastropoda; Aplysiida; Aplysiidae.